AUGGCACUCAAUACAUACGUGAAUGGAGAUGCACUUCAAAAUUCAAUAAUAUCAGAAAUUUUCACCACCAAUUUUCAUGAACUAACUGCACCAAAAGAACUUACACCUGACCAUUAUUACCACCAACACAACCAAGAAUGCUUGUUUCCUAAUAACUUUUUCUUUGACCCUUAUUUUGACCUUAACAAUGGAUUUUUCCAUCCUGAAAUUUUGUCUUCUCAUCAACUUGGUCUUAGUUGCACUUCUUCUCAUGACCCAUUUAUCUCACCCAAUAAGACUGAAUACUCUAAUGUCAACACUAUUUUUUCAUCUCCCAAACGCCAAAAGUACUUUCACAAGGAUGAAGAACGCCAACUGCCUCCUCCAUUCAAGGAGUAUUCAUCGCCCAACCUAUUUGAUGGGUUUACAAUGAAUUCAUCUUCUCUAUUACCAUCAGAAGGAGCUGCACUACCAGAAGAACUACUAUUACCCGCAGCAGUAGCAACACCGUCAUCAGACUUCAUGGUUCCUAAUGUUAUACUCAAUAGUUUUUGUGUGGGAAUUAAUAAUGACAGUGAGAAGAAGAAGAACAGUGAGAGAACUAUCUCUGCACAAAGCAUAGCGGCAAGGGAGAGGAGAAGGAAGAUCACAGAUAAGACACAAGAGCUUGGAAAGUUGGUUCCUGGUGGACCAAAGAUGAACACAGCUGAGAUGCUCCAUGCAACUUCUAAAUAUGUGAAGUACCUUCAAACUCAAAUUGGUAUGCUUCAACUUAUGAACACACUCCAGAAAGAAGAUGAGGUUGCUCCUCCAAGUGAAGAUCUACGUGCUCUUAUUACUUCUCCCUGUGUUCAAGAGAAUCUUUAUUCUGAGGAACUAUGCUUUGUCCCUAAAGACUUUGUUACAGCUUUGACAAAUCAGCGUGAUAUUCGAUCAAAGCCUACCAUCUUUAAGGAUCUUAAAGAGUUGAUUGAAACAAACAAUGUGCAGAAGAAAGCAUAG
Molecule: messenger RNA, 981 nt
Organism: Arachis stenosperma
Lineage: Eukaryota; Viridiplantae; Streptophyta; Magnoliopsida; Fabales; Fabaceae
Product: transcription factor bHLH52-like
Exons: 2
Coding region: 1-981 (326 amino acids)
Biological process (GO): regulation of DNA-templated transcription
Molecular function (GO): protein dimerization activity; DNA-binding transcription factor activity
Source: RefSeq, a predicted model, not a curated record